UUAUAUCAUGCCGAAUAGAAGAGAGUUCCUUUUUGUAUGGCAUUUGGCAAAAGAGGGCGGCAAAGUAACUCAUUUGGUUGGCAAAUAUUGAAAAUGUUCUAUAAAGACUGAUUUGCAGAACUAAUUAGAUAAAAUGUUAUUUCCCGGAAGAAAUGCUAGGCCUUGACUUUGAAUUGACUUAAGCUGGCAGGCUUGAAACGUCCGUCCCACGAUAAGGAAAAUGCUUAUAAAGAAGCCACCCAUUCAGAGCCCUUGCAAAACCGAUUGGAUCACGAAGUCCUUGUUAGGGAAUGAAGAUCAGAUUCUUGGUUGAGUUUUCUCUGCUCUACCACUUGACAUGGUUUUUGUUCCUUCACCAUGUUAGAUCAGUUUCGCCACAGAGAUCCACCUAUAUAGUUCACAUGGACAAGUCUCUCAUGCCCAAAGUUUUUGCCACCCACCAUCACUGGUACUCCUCCACUGUUGAUUCCUCAAAGGCACCCAAUCCACCCACAGUGGGAAACUCUCAAUCUACACCCAGCCUGGUGUACACCUACGACAACGUAGUACAAGGUUUUUCUGCACGUUUAUCUUUAAAUGAGCUUGAAUCUAUCAAGAACUCACCAGGGUUUGUCUCAGCUUAUCCUGAUAGGGAAAUCAAACAUCGUACCACCCAUACUCCACAGUUUCUCUCCCUCAAUCCUUCAACAGGCAUAUGGCCUGCUUCUAAUUACGGUAAGGAUGUUAUCAUUGGCAUUGUUGACACUGGAGUGUGGCCGGAGAAUCUUAGCUUCAAAGAUGACGGUAUGGGCCCCAUUCCGACUACAUGGAAGGGAAUAUGUGAAGUAGGGCAAGAGUUCAAUACCUCCGUGUGUAACUCAAAACUCAUAGGGGCUCGAUAUUUCAACAAAGGACUCCUUGCUGCAAACCCAAAUUUGACGAUAAGUAUGAACUCGGCCCGGGACACUUCAGGCCAUGGUACUCAUACUGCGUCCACAGCUGCUGGGAAUUAUGUUGAGGGCGCAUCGUUCUUUGGAUAUGCUGCAGGAACGGCUGUAGGGAUUGCACCACGAGCUAGAUUGGCUAUAUAUAAGGUCAUUUGGGACGAAGGAGCCCAAGCCUCCGAUUUCCUUGCCGGUAUAGACCAGGCUGUCGCUGAUGGUGUGCAUGUAGUGUCACUCUCUCUGGGAUUUGACUAUGACCUUCCUUUCUAUGAAAAUACAAUUGCCAUAUCUUCUUUUGGAGCCAUGGAACAAGGCGUGCUUGUUUCUCAUGCCGGAGGAAACACUGGCCCAGGUUUUGCAUCCUUAUUUGAUUCAAUCCCAUGGACCUUGACAGUUGCAGCUGGAAACAUCGAUCGUUCAUUUGCUGGAACAUUAACUUUAGGGAAUGGAUUGUCAAUCAUUGGAUGGACCAUAUUCCCAGCAAAUGCGUUCGUAGAAAAGGCACCGCUGAUAUACAACAAGACCCUAGCAUCGUGCAACUCAACUGAGUUGUUAGCUCAAGCCCCUUACGGCAUCAUAAUAUGCGAAGACAUCAAUAGUAGUGACUUGCAAUUAGAUGUCAUUUCUGCCUCCAAUGUUGCAGCUGCUAUAUUCAUUUCUGAUAGUCCAGUAUGGUUUGAGAUAAACAGUUUCCCUUGGCCUGGUGUGAUGAUAAGCCCAAACGACGGAGUUUCUGUGAUCAAAUAUGCAAAAACUAGUAAGAAUCCAUUGGCUAACAUAAGGUUCAAAGAGACCAUACUAGGAGGAAAGCCUGCGCCAACUGUGGCUUCCUAUUCCUCAAGAGGUCCCCCUAGAAGCUAUCCUGGAAUCUUGAAGCCAGAUUUAAUGGCACCCGGUUCACUAGUACUGGCCUCUUGGAUACCGAUGAGAUAUGCAGCCAGGAUUGGGCUCAAUAUAAAAUUGGCCAAUGACUACAAUCUACUCACUGGCACCUCCAUGGCUUGUCCUCAUGCUUCUGGCGUGGCUGCACUCUUGAAAGGCUCUCAUCCUCAAUGGAGCGCAUCAGCAAUUCGGUCCGCCAUGAUGACCACAGCAAGCCCACUUGAUAACACUAACAAUCCCAUUCGAGUCGGCAUCCGAAACCAUUCAUUUGCUUCACCCCUAGACGUUGGUUCUGGCCAUAUUGAUCCCAAUCGUGCUCUUGAUCCAGGUCUGAUAUAUGAUAUUACUCCAAAAGAGUACGUCAAUCUAUUAUGCUACAUGAACUACACGGAGAAGCAAAUCAUGACCAUGACUAGGUCAAAUCUUUACAAUUGCUCACAACCAUCUGCUGACCUAAACUACCCCUCAUUUAUUGCACUUUACCCUAACAAAACAGCAACAACAACACUGGUUCAGACAUUUCGGAGAACGGUUACCAAUGUUGGAGAUGGUGUAACAACUUACAGUGUUGAGGUGAUAGCACCCGCGGGCUCUAGAGUUACAAUAUCGCCGACGAAGCUGGUUUUCAGAAACGAGUAUGAAACAAAGAGCUAUAAUUUGACAAUAAAGUAUGAGAGUGACAAUAAUGCUAAGGUGACACACGGUUCAAUUGUUUGGGUUGAAGAUAACGGAAAACACACUGUAAGGAGUCCAAUUGUUGUGUCCCCACAAAUUACUCUUUGAGCUUCUAUGAGCCAAGAGGUCUCCCAGAUUUCCUUGAUUUUAAUAUUUCUUUAGAAUUUAUAAAGUUAUUAUGUCCCUCUCUCUCUCGUCGUGUCCCAACAAAUUACUCUUUGAGCUUAUGUGAGCCAAGAGGUCGCCCAAAUUUCUUGAAUUUUAAAAUUGUUGUUUUGUCUUGAUGAUGUUUUGAUGAUAAAUUAAUUUUGAUAUAUUUGAUAUUUAAAAAUUAAUUAUAUUUUAUCUUUAAAAAUGAAAAAAGAACAAUUCAUCAAUACCAGAGGAUAUUAAUAAGA
Messenger RNA from Diospyros lotus (date-plum), 2878 nucleotides. Its product is annotated as subtilisin-like protease SBT3. Bases 291 to 2588 code for a protein of 765 amino acids. Gene Ontology annotation, biological process: proteolysis. Gene Ontology annotation, molecular function: serine-type endopeptidase activity. The transcript has a single exon. NCBI's taxonomy places the organism in Eukaryota, Viridiplantae, Streptophyta, Magnoliopsida, Ericales, Ebenaceae. The record is from RefSeq and is a predicted model, not a curated record.